AAACACUACUUUGUUUGGUUUUGUUUGUCCUACUCUCUCUCUCUCUCUCUCUUUCUCUCUCCCAUCUAAAGACCAGCUCCAGUUUGUUCUCUGCCGCCGGCAGCCAGAUCUCCGGCAAUGGGUCAUUUCUCAGAUAGAAAGAGGAACAUUGAAGAAUAAAGUGCUGUUCAAGUUGAAGAUCAAGACAGAUUCUGAGAUUUUGUGAAGUUAAAAUUUUUUUAGCUGGAGGUUAAAGAGAUCUAGAAUUUACUUGAAACAAUCAGAGGAAAAGUUGUGAAAUCAUAGAGGGGAGGAAGGGAGAAGGAGAAGAAUUUUGCCUGUUUGUUUGUAUAGCUGUGGAAUGGAUUCUGGGAUAGGAAGUUUGUUUCCGGGAGCCAAAGAUUUGAGGACAGACAUCAUUAAUGCUUGGGUUCCAGCUACCCCAGCAAAGCCCAAUUUGCCGGAAUUGGAGCCUAUCAACCAGUUCAACCAAAUGCUUGGUAAUGGGCAUCAGUCAGUUCAACCAAACCUGGCAAAUUUCUGCAAUGAUCAAAGGAACGCAUCAGUACUUGGAGGGUUCUCACUGGAAAUCGACAGAUUGGAAGCAUCGGUUUCCUCAAGCUCCACUGUGCAAAACUUAUUAUUAGGAGAAAAUGUAGACAACUUCAGCUCUAUGUCAUUUCAGUCUCUCUUAGCACUUGCCGAAAAUUCAAAUUCACAUAAUGCAUUGAAUUCCCCCUUCAAUUCACAGAAUACAGAUGGAAAUUCUAGUUGCUCCCGAACCUCUUUCAAUCUGAAUCAUCCACCCAUGAGAGAUGCAGACUCUAGCAGCAACAACAGUUCACUUCGUUUUGCACCCAUUACCCCGGCUAAGAACAUAGGAACAGAGGAAAUGCUAAACUUGUCUCUAAGCAUUAAUGAGAUACAAGCAUCAAGUGGCAUAGAAGAAACUGUUAAAGAAAGUAAACUCCAUGAAAAGGAGGAGCUGUCGGUGCUGAUGAAAGAAGUAUCAGACUUGGUGGAGAAUCACAAGCCUGACAAGGAAGGGGAAUUGGGCACAGAUAUUAUUAAUAAUGAUAGUAACAAUAAUAAUAAGACACCACAGCCGAAACCAAGAAGAAAAAGACACAGGCCAAAAGUUGUAAUCGAAGGCAAAGCUAGAAGGAGAUAUGCACCAAGAACCCCAAACGCCACACCAGGUGCGGGGGAGGGGGCUAAGACUAAAAAGAGGAAGUACGUGCAGAGAAAUGGAGUAGACAGGGUUGCAGCCACUCCUUCAGAUGAGGGUUCAAAUGUAAUAGAUCCUGAAAAGAGGCCCAAUGACACUCCAACAGUGAGGAGAAGGGGUCCUAAAGGAAACCCAGGACAUGUAGCCACCCCUUCACUUGAAGGUUCAAUUGUAAUAGAUCUUGAAAAAAUGUCACCUGAUUCCAACAAGACCCCUAAAGUGAGGGGAAGGCGUCCUAAAAGAAAUCAAGGGCCAGCAGCCACAACUACUGAUGAGUGUUCAAACGUAAUAGAUCAUGAAAAAAUGGCAACUGGUUCUGAUGAGACCCUGAAAGUGAGGGGAAGGCGUCCUAAAAGAAAUCAAAAACCUGCAGCCACCCCUACAGAUGAGGGUUUAAACAUAAUAGAUCUUGAAAAUCUGUCCACUGGUUCCGACAAGACCCCAAAAGUGGUGAGAGGGCGAGGUAAAAGAAAUCAAAGGCUGGCAGCAGAAGAUGGUUCAAAUGUAAUAGAUCUGGAAAAAAUUCCCCCUUCUUCCAAUGAAACCCCCAAAGUGAAUAGAAAUUAUUCUCGAAUAAAUCAAGGCCGCAAGUCCCACAAAAAUCGCAUUGAAGAGAGCAGUGAAAGUACUCAACCAGAGGCAGUUUCUAGUCCUAGAGGAUCCUGCAAGAAAGCAUUAGAGUUUGAACAUGAGGAAUAUGAAGAUUUCCCUCAGCCAUCUCCAAGCUUUGGAAAUUCCAAUGUGCGGAGAAUCUGUAAAUUGAGUGGUAAAUCAAUCCCAGUCAUUGAACAAGAGUGGUCACAAGGUGCAGAACUAACUGAAUUGGACAUUACUACUCAACUACCAAACAUCAUGAAUGACGAGAAUAGGAAGUUUCUUUCACAGCAAGGGACACAAGUUCUUGAUCCUUUGACUCCCGGCAAGAUGGAUACCUCAUAUGACAAGUUGAUGGAUGGAAGUCCAGUGAGAGGAAAGUGUAAAAUCACUUUUUCAGACACAACUCACUACAUAUACAAAAAUAUGACAGAAAUGAAAAGGAACAUUGGAACACAAUGUGUGACUGGCAGCCAAAACAGCUCCUCCAACUUUUCCUUCAAUGCAUUAUUGACAGAGAAAACCACAGUAAGAGGGUCUAAAAGACAGCACCCUUGCUCCAGCGAAGCAAAACUGCACAGUACAAAUGGUGCUGGAAUUUAUGGGAACUCUUUGCAGGCAUACAGACAUGCUCUUCCACUCGGUGGAUACAACAUCGACAGAUACUCUGGGAUGCAUUUCCCUAUAAAUGAUACGAAGAAGAGAGGUGAAAAUGUAUGCAUCCCUGCAACAUCUUGUUCUAAAAACCUGACAACUGAUCCUUACCACAUGAUUCGAGCAUGUCAGUUUGGUGAUAAUGGCUCCUUGUCCAAUAAUGCUGCAGGCGGAGCUCAGUCUCUCAGGCAUCAUCUCCCAUUGAGCAUUGACAUGUCAGAAAGGAAGAGGUCGAAAGGCCUAUCUCGAGUGUGUGAUGUGGUACCCUCACAUCAGAUCUACAAUCAGUUCACGACUUCAUCCACAGAAACAACAGCAAAACAACAAAUGACAGUGUUUGAUAAAAGCAUGGGAACUCUUGUUGCUGAUGCUCACCCAGCAAUGGCAACAAAAACACAUUUAAAAAGAAACAGCUUCAACGGUCAUUUGCAUGCUAUGGCAUUGAGAGACAUUUCUCCAAUUGACGAAAUCACAGAACGGCUAAGACAUCUUAAUAUAAAUGGCGGUUGCCAAGUUCGGUACGCACUUGGUAAUAAUAACUCAAAUUCCCAAAGGGAAACUGCCCUUGUUCUUUAUCAAAGAGAUGGAACGAUUGCUCCUUUUGUGGAGGUAAAAAAGAGGAGACGCCGGCCAAAAGUUGAUCUUGAUGAUGAGACUACUCGAGUAUGGAAACUCUUGCUUCAAGAUAUAAACAGCCAAGGCAUAGAUGGAACGGAUGAAGAAAAGGAAAAAUGGUGGGAAGAAGAGCGAAAGGUGUUCCGUGGAAGAGCUGAUUCAUUUAUUGCUCGCAUGUGUCUUGUCCAGGGUGACAGACGCUUCUCUCCAUGGAAGGGGUCUGUUGUAGAUUCCGUUGUUGGGGUUUUUCUAACUCAAAAUGUUUCGGAUCACCUCUCCAGUUCUGCCUUUAUGUCGCUUGCUGCAAGAUUCCCGCCAAAAUCAAGUACCAGUGCACAAUUUUGUGAAGAGAGAACCAAUGUAAUUGUUGAAGAACCUGUUUGUGUGAUGGAUCCUGAUGACACAAUUGCAUGGCAUGAAGGUCCUUCAAACAAACCAAAUUCUGGUAAAGGUUCAGUGAUAUUCAAGGAGAUGGGUUGGAAUGAAGAAGUUAUCAACAGCGAGUUGACUGAAGAUACCUCCGCUUGCAUUAAGUCGGCAGAAAACUCUGAAGACAAAUGUUUUUAUUCUUUUGAAAAAGAUCCAGAUGUAUAUCACGGAUUAACAUUAGGUAGGCCAUCAAGUUGGAUGAAUAAGGAAGAGGUGAGUGCUCACAGCAGCCAAACAGAAACAGACAUUGUGCUGUCCUCUCAGAACUCUGGAGUCUUCUCACAUAAUUCUGUGGACUCCUCACAUAUUCAAACUGUUGACAGAAUUGAAACCAUCAGUUCUUACACUGGUCCUUUCUCCCAGCUAUUAGAGUUGGCCUCAACAAAAAAGCUACAUGAAUACAAUCAGGAAAACAGAUCAGCUAAUAUGGAUGUGCUAAACCAAGAUAUGGGGUUCCAGAAGAACAAGGAAGACGAUACGGGAUCUAUAGAUACAAUUGCUUCUUGCAGUACUGCUGACUUCCCACUAAAGGCCAACAUGGAAACACCAGGGGUAAGCUUUUUUGGCCCUCCACGGGAUGGUGACAAGCUUAAUGGUCACACAAGAGAACACUGUGCUCUCGAACAAAGUAGUUCAUCAACAAAAUUACCAAACCAAGCAACUAACCAGAAGAUCCUACCAGAGGAAAAUGACAAGGUUUGCAACAGUCAUCAAAUUGGGAUGAAUGUGAGAAUAGAUAAAGAUCCAAUAGUAGAUUUACAAGAAAGAAACUGUGAUCUGCUGCUAAAUCAAGAGUGUCCAACUUCUUUGGAGAUUCCUGAUAUUACAGAGAGAGUCAACACUGUUUAUUCACAAUCAAAUUCACAGGGUCAGGAUAAACAUCUUGAUACCAUUGAUAGAACAAACAGCAAGACCUCUAAAGGGAAAGGGGGGAAGCCUCGGAGAGAGAAAGAAGUAGAAAUUAAUUGGGACUUAUUAAGGGAAGAGGCUCAGUCAAGUGGCAAAAAAAGAGAGAGAACAUGGAACACAUUGGACUCAUUGGACUGGGAGGCAGUGAGAUGUGCAAAUGUCCACGAGAUUGCAGAAACUAUCAAAGAGAGAGGAAUGAACAACAUGCUAGCAGAAAGAAUACAGGAGUUUCUAAACAGGCUUGUAAAAGAACACGGUAGCACUGAUUUAGAAUGGCUCAGAGAUGUUCCACCAGACAAAGCGAAAGAGUAUCUAUUGAGCUUCAGGGGGUUGGGUUUGAAAAGUGUUGAGUGUGUCCGGCUUUUGACACUCCACCAUCUAGCUUUCCCGGUUGACACAAAUGUUGGGCGGAUAGCUGUAAGGCUUGGGUGGGUGCCUCUGCAGCCACUGCCGGAGUCACUGCAAUUGCAUCUUCUAGAGCUGUACCCUAUCUUGGAAUCCAUCCAAAAAUAUCUUUGGCCAAGACUCUGCAAGCUUGAUCAAGGAACACUAUAUGAGCUACAUUACCAUAUGAUUACAUUUGGAAAGGUGUUUUGUACAAAGAGCAAACCAAAUUGUAAUGCAUGCCCAAUGAGAGGAGAAUGCAGACAUUUUGCAAGUGCAUUUGCAAGUGCAAGACUUGCACUUCCUGCACCAGAGGAAAAAAGAAUUGUGAAUAUGUGUGAAAACAUACACGCUCAACAAAACCCAAAAGAGAAUACCAAUCUACUACAGCUGCCUUUUCCUGAGAGCAAUCCACAAUCAGUAUCACAUUAUGCUGUCAGUAACUCUCAACCUAUUAUUGAAGAACCAUCAACACCUGAGCCUGUAAUUGAAAUUCCUGCCACACCAGUGCAAGAGCAAAUACCAUCAGAACCUGACAUUGAGGAUGCAUACAAUGACGAUUCUAAUGAAAUUCCUACUAUUAAUCUAAAUCUGAUUCAGUUUGCUCAAAAUGUAAAGAUGUACGUGCAAAACAAUAUGGAACUUAAUCAUGUUGAGAUGUCAAAUGCUCUGGUAGCAUUAACUCCGGAAGCUGCUUCUAUUCCGAUGCCUAAACUUAAAAACAUUAGCCGGCUUAGAACUGAGCAUCAUGUCUAUGAGCUUCCAGACAAUCAUCCACUUCUAUGUGGGUUGGAAAAACGAGAUCCAGAUGAUCCCUGCUCUUACCUUCUGGCCAUAUGGACACCUGGUGAAACUGCAAGCUCUAUUCAACCUCCAGAGAGGCUAUGCGAUUCCCAAGACUUGGGCAAGCUAUGUCAUGAGGAAACAUGCUUUGCCUGCAAUAGCAUACGUGAAGCACAAUCUCAAACUGUUCGGGGAACUAUUCUGAUACCCUGUCGAACCGCAAUGAGAGGAAGCUUUCCCUUAAAUGGCACAUACUUUCAGGUCAAUGAGGUAUUCGCUGAUCAUGAAUCCAGCCUACAACCAAUUGAUGUUCCGAGAACUUGGCUGUGGGAUUUACACCGAAAAACUGUUUUCUUUGGAACCUCAAUACCAACAAUAUUCAAAGGCCUAUCAACAGAAGAUAUCCAACACUGCUUCUGGAAAGGGUACGUUUGUGUUAGAGGAUUCGAACGCAAGACCCGGGCUCCUCGACCACUAAUGGCCCGACUGCACUUUCCUGCCAGCAAAAUGGCUAAAACAAAAACCAGUAGGGACGAAGCCUAGGCAUUGAAGCUUAGACAUUGACCGGUUUAUGUAGCCAUUGUUGACAGUCAUAUCAUCAUAGCAGUUCAUAACAGAAGGCACCAUAUCAUUUCAUGAUAUCGAGCUGCUUUAUAGAAAUAGGCAUUUAGAUGUAAAUAUAUUUGGAACAUUUGAGUGAUGAUGUAACCAUUUGUUUCUCAAAAUUAUGUUUCACUGAUGUUCUUGUAGACAGGGAAGAGAAAUACCAAAGUAACGGCCAAAUUUUAGGAGUAUAUUAUAUUGACUUCAAUUUUUUAAAAUCAAACUGCUAUUCUAGU
Molecule: messenger RNA, 6414 nt
Organism: Cuscuta campestris
Lineage: Eukaryota; Viridiplantae; Streptophyta; Magnoliopsida; Solanales; Convolvulaceae
Source: the annotation of a GenBank genome assembly